AUGUUACAGUUAGUUACAGGUGUGAAAAUUCGUUGGUUCUGUUAUGAAGAAAUUAUGUUAGGGUUUGUGUUAGAGAUGCUUUACAAGAUAUAUAGCCAAGUUAUUGGGGAACAUAAAAAGAGUGCAGAGACAACCCUUGCGGAACAUGAUGUUACACUAAGCAAUGUUGCAUACAGACUGAAUAUCAGACCUUUGCUAAGGCUAGCUUGCAGCUUUAUUUUUUGUUCAUCUUCAGGUUUCACUGAUAUGCUUGUUCAGCACAUACCUGAUGAUAAGGAUGAUAUGAAUGUAAAAAAGUAA
Molecule: messenger RNA, 300 nt
Organism: Vicia faba (fava bean)
Lineage: Eukaryota; Viridiplantae; Streptophyta; Magnoliopsida; Fabales; Fabaceae
Source: the annotation of a GenBank genome assembly